This is a messenger RNA of Seminavis robusta, 6614 nucleotides long. NCBI's taxonomy places the organism in Eukaryota, Bacillariophyta, Bacillariophyceae, Naviculales, Naviculaceae. The record is from the annotation of a GenBank genome assembly.
GAUCUUUUAGCAUUCAGCGACACUUCAAUAACACUUUGGGUAUAAAAGAAGGACAACUUGCGUGAACUCCAUGCAUGUACUGGAAAGAGGACUGAAGUGAUAAUGAGUGACAAUAGCAAUGUGGUGCCACCCCCACCGUCGGCUCAGGAUGCGCCUGGUUCUACCAGCUCUGCCGCUGCAGAAGCGAGUCGAUUGAUGCCCCCUCCUUCGUCUGUCCCCAAGGCGCACCGUGGAGGAGGUCCUGGAAGACCCCCCAGCAGAGGAGGUCGAGGACGAGGUGGUCGCGGUGGACGAGGGCGAGGCAAACGAGGUCCUGGACGACCUCCCAAUUCCGAACGACAAGGUCCCAAAGCCGAAGUGAGACGAGGACCUGGACGACCUCCUGGCAAGCGCAAGAAAUUGGCACAAGCUCAAGCUGCUGCUGCUGCUGCCUCUGCCGAAGAACCCAAACCCAAACGAAAAUAUACCAAACGAAAACCAAAUGAGGAUGGCGAAGAGGAUGACGAGAAUCACCACAACCAGUACGCAGCUGUGGCAUCUUCUGCUGCUGCCUACGAUACUACUACUAGCAGCCAUUCCAUGGAUCAUCAUGUCCCCGAAAGCCAUUUGUGGUCUCCUCAUCGACCGGCUUCUUCCGGAUAUGAAACAGAUCCAGAAACUGCCUUGGAUCUGACGACACAAAAAGUCUCCACUAUUCACUGGGAUCCCACCGAAGCCAACAAAAUUGGAUGGAAAGUCAGACUCCUCUCGGGACCCUCGGUACAAGAUGGAAGAAUCACACAGUACUGUCCGUAUUCACACAAACACAAAAUCGAAUUGGAUAUUGACGAAGAAAACUGCUUUGAAGAUUGCACUAUUCAUGCACAGCAGCAGCAACAACAACAACAACAACAACAACAGCAAAAGAAAAAGAGAAAAUACGGAAAGAAAACUACCGCCAUGUGGAUACGAUUGCAACAGGAAGAUGUCCAAAUUGCAACACGCAUUGUAUGGGCACAUGUUAAGGGAUACGCAUGGUGGCCCGCCAUGGUCAUGGAACUCACACAGGGACGAAACUCAUCCAUGGCCAUGCCACGAGAAGGAUAUGUAUUUGUGCAUUUCAUUGGCGCCCCGGAAGUUGCCACGCUACGAGAUGCACCCGAUUGCAUAAGACCAUUCUCCUCGCUUGUCGCCGAUCCCGUCAUUGAAAAAUCCAAAAAGAAACGAAAUGCCAAGGCCAUUGCACAAACACAACGAGAAGAAGUACAGUUGCAGAAUUAUCAAAAUCAAGCGGCACGAAUCUACGCAAGAAAAGCAUUUGCCAUGGCCGAUGCCAACAAGUACGUGGGGAAACGCAUCCGACUAUUUUCCUCCGAUAUCAAUUAUCCCGAUGGAGCUACUGUCGUCGGCGUUGUACGACAAUAUUCUUCCUUUCAAAAAAAGUGGUUGGUAUCCUUUGAAUUGUCCUACAAACUCAAGCAUAAAAUGAGUGCCGCUUGGAUCAACUUGAAAGCCAAAGAUUGCUCCUUGACCGUUCUCAAACAACAGCAACCAUCACAAGACGACAAUAGCAAGCCAUCUAGAAAGGCAAAGGAUAUCGUUGUCGAUCCGACCGAUAUGGAUCUGGUGCCAUUUCUAUUUGGAUUCCAAUACAAAGUGACCGAAAAAACACCCAUGGCCACCAAAAAGGCCGGCAAGAAAAAGGACGACAGCAGCAGCAGUACAGCGGCGGAAGCCAGCGAUACGACAACAACCGAAACGACGACUUGUCAAGAUGCCAUAUUGGCAGGCGUUCUCAAAGAAGGAUGCAAAGCCUGUGUCGAUGUAUGGAGCGGAAAUUACACCGUCACGUGUGUCGAGUGUGAGGGGACCUAUCAUUUGGGAUGUGUCGACCCGCCUAUCAGCACGGAAACCUACCAGCGCCUCAUCAAGGAAGGCAAGGGAAAAGUGGUUGGCUGGAAAUGCUCCAGGUGCACUCUGUGUUUGGGGUGCUAUCAAAAGGAUAUCGUCUUUGGAAGUCAUCCCGUGGUACCCAUACCACCUACCGUGUCAUUUCCGCAGGGAGAAACACUGAAACUGUGUUGCAUGUGUGUCAAGGCGUACGAAGCCAACAAAUAUUGUCCCAACUGUGCUCAUUCGUGGGAUGAUGUCAAGUAUCAAAAAGUAUUGGAUCAGCUCGACGAAGAGGGCGUCGGACCACCCGAAGAACCGGCUCCUCCGACCAAAAAAGCCAAGCGAAAAGCAGAUCAGGACGAAGAAGCAUCGGAUGCGGGGGAAGGAAGUACCACAAAUGCCAAAGGAAUGCCCCCAAACACACCCUUUGCCAAUGGGACGUUGAUGAAUGGAGCACGAGUCGACACAUCUUGGUACCAUGCCGAAAACAACGUCUGGGGAUACACCGAAGGAGACAUGUUGGUUUGUGAUUCCUGCGAUUUGUGGGUACAUGCUGGUUGCGGAGGCCUUUCCAGAGACGAAUACGAAUUGACGUCGGAAGGGAAACAUCCAAUCUACUCGAAGGAAUUUCUCUGUAGGGUUUGCUGUCGCCGACGUUGCGUGGACAUUAUUGAGCGAUUGCAGCGGGAAGAUCUUAUGAUGCUGUUCGCCGUUCCAGUGACGGAGAAAGUGGCGCCAAACUACCGCGAUAUCAUCAAGCAUCCCAUGGAUUUGCAGACUAUGAUGAGAAAAGCCAAGAACGAGGAGUACUUGAAUUAUGCAUGGGCGAGAGAAGACUUUGCUCUCAUGGUGUACAAUGCAGUCACCUUCAAUCGAUUCUACACCGACUUUUGGAAUGAAGCAAAGAGAUUUUUCGAACAAUCGAUCAAAGUGGUGUUCUCGCCGAAGAUGUUGGGCAAGGCUGCUCCAUCUGGAAAAUAUGAUGAGCUCAUCCACAAGAACUUUCUAGAUGCAGAGGCCGCGAGGCAACAGGAAGAAGAGCGUGUCCAAGAGGACAAGUCCACUGAAAAGAAGGACCUUGUUGCUGGGGCGGAAGUCGCAAAGGUAACGCUGCCCCCACUUCGUCAGAAACCACCGGACGAGUCGUCCUGUCUGCCAUUCCAGGAAGUGAAAGUCAAACCCGUGGAUGCCUACUUUUGCGCUUGGAUGGAUUGUUGCUUCACGUGCGGAAGCAGUGGAGCAGCCGACACUAUGAUUUUCUGUGUGGACUGCGGAGAGGCUUUUCACUCGUUUUGUGCCAACGUUCCAAUUCACAGUAUGGAUGCCGAUGCUGUUGCUGGGUGGAGAUGUCCUAACUGCAAAGUGUGCGAGAUUUCAGGAGACGUCCCGCUUGACGAGCUCCGAAUGCUCUUUUGCGAAAUGUGCGAUCGAGCUUACUCCCUGGAUUUGCUGGAUCCACCCCUCCGCAAGGCUCCUUCCGGGCUGUGGAUUUGUGGUCAGUGCGUUGAUUGCAAGGUCUGCAACAACAAGUCAGAACCACAGCGGCCUACGAAACAGAAAGGUCUCGCUACAUCUACGAUCAGUCUCAAGUAUUGGUCGAAAGACCCUGAGAAGUGCUAUCGAUGUGGUGGUUGUGAUGGGAUGGCGAACCUGAUUGUGGGCGACAAGCUGUUUUGCCAGGUUUGCAAGAAAGUGCUCCGCUCGGACGAUGGGGACUUUAUCAAAUGUGGUGAUUGCAAGGCCAGAGUUCAUGUUGGAUGCGACCAACGAGCCGAUGAGUUCGUGCAACGACAAAAGGCAGAAGAAAUGUUCGCCACUCGCACUGUGAAAGCGCAGCAGAAAGCAAAGGCAAAGUACAAGUGUCCAGCUUGCGCAGGAAUAAAGAUCGCGGCAACCCCCAAAAUGGAUUAUACCACAGUCGAUACAACGCAAAAGAGCAAUAUGCAUGCGCAGGCGUGGCAAACCAUUGUCCAAGGGAGUUUGCAAUGCGACAAUUAUUCCCCCCUUGAGCUCCACGGGAAACUGUUGGAUCAGCUGGACUGGCAAACGCGAGAGAUGUGGCGAGAUGAGUAUAUUGCCGUUGUCAACGAGGCAAUUCAAUUCUACGGAUUGGUCAAGUCGUCACGCAGCGACCCACGCAAGAUGGUCCAGGGCAUUGCGAAAGGGACUAUUGAUCUGCCCGACUGGAUAGGUGAACGUGCGUCUCGCUUUCUGGUGCUUGCGAAGCGAUCGAAAUGGGAUGUGUCUGGGUUUUCCCCAAAGAAGAUCGAGGGUUGCGUUUUUGCAGCGAAGUUAGGCGCGGCUUUCCUGGCUGUUGCUUGUCAUGGACUGAAUGUAGACAUGAGGCAGAAGCUGAAGAGUUUUGAUCGUGUCGAGCGUCUUUUGAAAGCACCGCACACACAAGGGGUGUUCGAGAUUCCACCGGACAAGGUACGAGGAAAUCAGGACCAAGGGGGGUCGGUGGUAUCACAGCAGGCAACAACUAGCCCGGCAAAGGACAAAGCGGUGCAGCUGGUCGAAAAGAGCAAAAAUAUAGUGGCGUCUCCUUUGUGCGGUUGGGGCCGCCACGUUGAUCCGUCCAGCACCGACAACGCUUGGAGGGAUCCACGGGAGUGUUGUCUCUGCCAUUUGUGUGGUGACGACGAUGCCGGAUUUCCGGAACCGGAGGAUGCUACAUCCAACAAGGCCACAGCUGCAGUUUCUAAAGAGGCAGGAUCCAGCACCCCAGAGAAGGCCCAGCUAGAAACUCUCAGUUCUGAAACAGCCCCCAAAUUCGCUCGCCUCGGCCGCCUUUUACCCAUGUCGGAAGGUCUUUGGGUCCAUGCGUCUUGUGCCAUGUGGAGCAGCGAAGUAUGGGAAUCACCUCGCGGCGGUCUUGUCAACGCGAUGGAAAAGGCGAGAUCACGCGGGGCCCAACUGAAGUGCUUUGGAUGUGGCCGCGCUGGGGCCACUGUCGGCUGCAACAAACCGAACUGUUCGUUCAACUACCACUUUCCAUGCGCCAAAGCAUGCGGGGCCAUCUUCACAUCCAAGCAACAAAUGUUUUGUGUCAACCACAGAGACAACCACAACUCGGGGGGCACUGUUAUCCGCGAAAGCUUUGAAGCCAUGAAAACUCUGAUUGUGGCACCCGAAAAGCAAAAACAACCGACAUCUGGCGCGGACAAGGAUGCAGGAGACAACAACGACUUUUGCAUUCGCGUUGGCUCUUUGGUCAUUCAUGCUCUGGGCAAGAUUGUCACCGAUGUGGAUGGUUUCCAUACGGAUGACUAUAUUUAUCCUGAAGGGUUCGUCUCCACAAGAACCUUUUGGUCGAUGGUUACUCCCAAGACACGAACAGUUUAUGUGUUAAAAAUCGAGAGGAACACUAGCAGCGACAGCGCAGGAGCCCUGUUUACAAUAACGCCAGGAGAUGCUCCAUCUUCCAAGAUUCGCGGUCGCUUUGCCUCCCAAGUCUACAAGACGCUGGUGGAUCGAGUGCGAAAGGUGAACGCGGAGUACUUCUCUCAUGGCGAUCUGUUCUCCAAGCUCCCCAUGAUACGAAAAUCCCGAAAACGAUUCUUUGCCCUGAACGGUCCUCAAUUCUUCGGAUAUGGGCUGAAUCUCGUGCGAGAACGAUUGGAGAACAUGUCUGGCAUUGAAGCAGUGGCGGCUCCUCUGAAACCCACGUCGCCAAAAUACCGCUUUUGCUUUGUGCAACCGAGCAUUGACAGCAUCAUGGACUUGCAACGAAAGCGUGCCGCAGUGGCUGCUGAACGGGCGUUGGAGAAUUCAAGUGGUUGCGCCAGAACUGAAGGUCGUGUUGCUGUUGCUAGGAGCGGUGGCAGUGGGCGCAUUACUCGCGCACUGGUUCGUAGCGUAGAAGAAGAGACCUCCGAGGAAGUGGGUGGCAGCAGCAGCGGGGGCAAUCGGCGCAAAAACACGGAUUCUGAGAAGAACAAAUUGGACAAGAAGCGCCAUCAGGCCAAAUACAACAAAAUGAAGUCAGUUCCGAUUAAAGAUCGCCUGGUGGCUCGACGGUCUCACAUUCAUGGGUGGGGCCUGUUUACAAAGGCUGAAGUCAAGAAGGACGACAUGAUUGUGGAAUAUCAGGGAGAGAUUGUUCGGAAUUGCAUUUCUGACAAACGAGAGGCUGCGUAUGAGAUUUCUGGGGAAGGAUCCUGUUACAUGUUUCGGUUGGACUUUAAUCGUGUAGUGGAUGCAACAAUGAUUGGCUGUAUGGCUCGCUUCAUGAACCAUUGCUGCCAGCCGAAUGCAUACGCCAAGAUAAUCACUGUCGAUACCGAGGGCGCUGGAGUGGACAAGAAGAUUGCCGUGUUUGCGAAUCGCGACAUCGCCGCUGGUGAUGAAAUCACGUACGAUUACAAGUUUCCUGUGGAAGAUGGCAGUCUUAAAUGCACUUGUGGAGCCCCCAAUUGUAUUGGCCGAAUGAACUAGCUGCAGUUUGCCCCUCGCUUAUAAAGCCAGCAAGGAUCUCCCUCGUUGAUUAGUCAUGUACCCUGCGAUAUGACUCACUCGUUGUCACGUCUAGAGACGCCCAUCGUAGGUGCUCCUGACUCUUGCCGGUGUCCCGAACCGCAUGGCAAAGCUGUCGCUGCUGUCCUAUAUGUUCUCUUUUGGGAAUCCUUUCUCGCGAGCCCACUUGGAGACAUUAAACACCUGUUGCAGUUCUACCGUGUACGCGUCCUCCAUUUGCUAUCUAGAUAGGUAAAAAGUUAUAGUGCUUCAAUUUCGCGACUGUC